GAAAAGAAACAGAAUGAACCCACAUUUAGUUUGGGUUCCAACCUGCCGCGUACAGUACGCGGCUGGCAAGGCAAGAAGAAGAACGAAGGCCCGAAAUCUUCCGGAACAGCGCCUGGUGUAAAACCUGGCGAGAAGGGAGAGGGAGAAGCCGCUCCUCAACUUCAAGACACCGAUGAACGCAAGAAACACCGUGGUGGUGAAAAGCAGGACCCGGAACCUUCUGAUGAGCAGAAACACCAAUACCAUGGAUCCACCCAGAGUAACCAGUCAGGAGGCAUGAAGAUGCACGAAACUAGUGCUCAGGCUGGUGACGGUGAAAACACAGGUGUCAUCAGUGACGAAGCUGUAUACUCUCCUGGCGAUGAAAGUGAUGACACGGCUAUUACGCCUGAGGAUGAGGAAGUGGUAGACGAGCCUGCACCUUUUAAUUCAUGGGCGCUUGUCCGUGCCAAGUUCCAAGACGCGCUUGGUGAAUGGUUGGGAACUACCAUUUUCGUUGCGAUUGGUGUCAGCAGCAACCUCGCUGUAGCAACUGGAGAAUCACAACACCCAGGCAUCUACCAAAACAUGUAUUGGGGUUGGGGAUUGGCUGUCAUGUUGGGUAUCUACAUCUCGGGUGGAAGCUCAGGUGCACAUCUCAACCCGGCCGUUUCUAUCCCUCUCUGGAUCUACCGAGGAUUCCCUGCUCGUAAGCUUCCAGUUUUCAUCAUCUUCCAAAUCUUGGGCGCCUUUACUGGUGGCCUCAUAGCCAUAGCCAUCUACCGUGACGCCAUCCUCUACAGCGACGGCGGUCUCAUCGGCUCAUCGACUGGCAUCCAAAUCUACACACAACCUAAAGAGUAUGUGCAACCUGCCACAGCCUUCUUCACAGAAUUCCUCGGCACUGCAAUCCUCACCUGCUCCAUUCUGGCACUGGGUGACGACUCAAACUCACCUCCUGGUGCCGGUAUGCACGCUUUCAUUAUCGGUCUUCUCGUCAUCGCCCUCAUUAUGUCUCUCGGCUCCAACACAGGCGGCUGCUUCAACCCCGUCAGGGACUUUGGCCCUCGCCUUGCAGCCAUGGCUAUGGGUUACGGCACCGAAGUAUUUACUGCCUACCACAACUGGUGGAUCUGGGGUGCCUGGGGCGCUACCAUAUCCGGCGGUAUCACUGGCGGUGUUCUCUACGACACCUGCAUCUUCAAGGGCGGUGAAAGCCCUGUCAACUACACACCCAAGAAGUGGCAGGGUAAGGCCAAUGAAGGCAAACUCGACUUUUUGCAAAUGUUCCGUCAACACACUCAAGCUCGCAAUCUUGAGACAGCAAUGGAGAAAGGAGAAGUGGAG
Aureobasidium namibiae CBS 147.97 is the source of this 1326-nucleotide messenger RNA. RefSeq names its product aquaporin. The annotation marks the transcript as partial. The record is from RefSeq and is a predicted model, not a curated record. NCBI's taxonomy places the organism in Eukaryota, Fungi, Ascomycota, Dothideomycetes, Dothideales, Saccotheciaceae. Gene Ontology annotation, biological process: glycerol transmembrane transport; water transport. The transcript has 3 exons. Gene Ontology annotation, cellular component: plasma membrane. Gene Ontology annotation, molecular function: water channel activity; glycerol channel activity.